Molecule: messenger RNA, 2626 nt
Organism: Dreissena polymorpha
Lineage: Eukaryota; Metazoa; Mollusca; Bivalvia; Myida; Dreissenidae
Product: hemicentin-1-like
Exons: 9
Coding region: 667-1569 (300 amino acids)
Biological process (GO): synapse organization
Cellular component (GO): neuron projection membrane
Source: RefSeq, a predicted model, not a curated record
UAUAGCAUCGUCUUUUAACGUUUUAUUUUAAUUCUACUUACUCUAACGAACUGGUAGAAAAUAAGUGAAGAAAUAAUAUAAUUGUUGAAACAAAUAAGCGUACUAGUGUGAAAUUUCCUAAUAUUUAUUAAUAUAAAUACAUUGGCAUUCAUUUCGCGGUGGUUCGUAUUCCGAAGUGAGUCAGAUCAACGAGUGUAUUCCAUACAAGAUAACGUGUUAAACUAAAAAUAUGUUAAGGAUGACGGAAGGACACACAUGGAUGCAUGUCUGGAUCUGGAUUCUAGUAUUGGCUACCUGCAUAUCCUGAUUAUUUGAUGGAGAAGACUGAAAGUGAUGUCACCUUUUAAUAUGAAAACUAUUCGGCAAUCCAGUUUGCGGAAUUUACUUUAAUACGAAACAUAGGAAAGAUUCUACACUGAUAGCAUCGUGCUAUUUAAGUUUGAUUUUACUUCUUCGUUCUGCAACGAACUAGUAGAAAAACAAUUGUGAAUAACUUAUAAUUGUUGAAUCAAGCAAGCGUACUUCCAUGAAAUUCGGUAAUUUAUUAUUUUAAAAAAAACAUUGGCAUUCAUUCUGCGGUGGUUCAAAUUGUGAAUAUCGUCAAAUCAACGAGUGGAUUCCCUCUAAGACAAUUUGUGAAUCUAAAACUAUGUUGAUUAAACCAGGAUGACGGAAGGACACCCAUGGAUGCAUAUUAUCUGGAUCUGGAUUCUAGUAUUGGCUACCUUUAUAUCCAGCGUCGCAAGCUAUGGACAACUUCCGACGUUUACAAACACUCCCGUUAACGUGACAAUCACUCAGGGGUCUGAGGCAAUUAUGAGGUGCGGCGUAGAGAAUCUUGGCACUAAAACUGUGUCAUGGAGGAAGCUGCCAUACAACGUACCAAUCACAGUCGGCAAGGAACAGUUUCUGGAGCUAGACAGGUUCAAACUCGUUCAAGUGGUUUCGCGCUGCGAAUGGAACCUGCACAUUAAAAAUGCACACACGUUUGACUCAGGAACAUAUGAGUGUCAAGUCAGUUUGAAAAGCGCUUUCAUCCGACGGAAUGUUACAUUAGUGGUCUAUGAUUCUUCCAAAGAUCCAGUUAAACCAUCCAUCCAUAUCUCGGGAACCCAGUUCGUGGAGAAAGGCUCCCCGAUCCUUCUCACUUGCAACGUCACCAGUGACGACAUGCCCCAGUCCGUCGACUGGUUCUUCGAGGGACGCGUGGUCCAGACGAGCUAUGAAAGAAACGUGUACAUUCAUCAACAGGUGUCGCUGUCGGAGAGGCUACUCACGAGCACCCUUAGCAUUGGGCAUGCGCAGAUAGCGGACACGGGCAAGUACGUGUGCAGGGCUAGCAAGGAUCUCGCCACGAGAAUCAAUGUGGAUGUAUUGAAUGCCGAGACAUACAACGAAAAACGGGAUACUCAAGAAGAGCGGGCAUCCAGUAUGACGUCAAGUAGUGGUGUUUUUUGCAUACGUACAUUGUCUGGUUCCCUGCUCCAUAACAUGUGCCUAUAUGUGUGCUUAACAAUAAUGUUUAUUCGCGUUUCAAUGCCAUGUAUAGCAACGUGUACAUUGGAAUAGUUUGCAUCAAGUUAAAUCGAGUUGAUUUAAAUAUUUAUUUAAAUGCUUUUGUUUAAUUGUAUCUCAAGUGAUACAUAUUUUACUUCUUUUAUUUUUGGCAUGUAAAUAGUCAUGAAUUUCCAAAUUUUGUUAUUAAGAUUUAUUUACUAAUUGUCCAAGAUGUAAAAAAUUCGUUUUAAACAUAUACAAUUGCGUGAUAUUGUGUAUUUAUGGGGUAAUUAUUGUAAAGUGUGUUGUAAAUAAUUUAUUCACACGUAAAUUCAUACGUGUAAGAUAUAGCUUAAAUAUGCUUUUGUUCAAUUGUAUCUCAAGUAAUACAUAUUUUACUACUUUAAUUGUUGGAAUGUAAAUAGUCAUGAUUUUCAAAAUUUUGUUACUAAGACUUAUUGACUAAUUGUCCAAGAUGUUUAUUUCGUUUUAAGCAUAUACAAUUGUGUGAUAUUGUGUAUUUAUGGGGUAAUUGUUGUAAAUUGUAUUGUGAACAAUUUAUUAAAGGGGCCUUUUCACAGAUUUUUGCAUGUUUUGAAGUUCGUCAUUAAAUGCUUUAAAUUGAUAAAUGUAAACAUUAAAUUUUAAAAGCUCCAGUAAAAAAUCAAAAAUAAAAUUUAAAGAAGGUAAAAAAAAAGUAGCAGGGCUCGAACCAGUGACCCCCGGAAUCCUGAAGUAAAAACGCAUUAGCCAACUGUGCUAUCCUGCCAAGCAUAUAUAAGAUGCGUAUUUUAUACGUUAUAUAAGCAAUCUUCGUAGUUUCACAGAUUUAAACGACAACAACAGAACUCUCCAAAUUAUUCAAUCGUUUCGCGUUGCAACGCUUUAUAAUUUUAAGGUUUUUAUAUCGUCAAAAGAAGCAUAUAAUGGCUAUAUUAGACCAUGGCAAAUGUUCAGUAAUACUAUUUCCUCACAAAUAUCAUAACUAAACCGAAAAUUUGCGAAUCUGAAACAACUUUUUUCAAUUUUGUCAAUUUACCUAACCGUGAAAAGAUCCCUUUAAGGUAUAGCGUAUGCCAUAUGUUGUAUGAAUGGUGCGUACACAUUCAUUUAAAGAUCAAUUAUAAUC